AUGGAAUGUGAUGAAAAUUCGAAGCAUUUCGACUGGUCAAAACUUCCGGAAAAUGUUAAAAUCGCGAUUUUCGACCAUUUGAACAUUCGCUCAAAAAUCCACAUGCUAUUUUUAUCCGCCGAAACUUUCAAUCAACUAAUCUCCUUAAUUUUCCGCUCAAAAAAUGGAGGAAAAAUGCAACUCUCUUCACUUUAUUUCUUCCAAUCCACAUUUUACAUCGAUUUGAGUGUGAUUCUCAGCCAUACGUGGGAUUUGAAAUUGAGAAUCACGAAAAAAUCCGUGAAUUCAGUGGAUGUCUCGUUUUCAAAAGUGAAACUAUUGCCAAAAUACUGGAUGACAGAACAAAAACAUGUCGAGCAAUGGCGGACGGUUUUAAAGGGACAGUGUUGUGACGUGGCAUUUGAAUAUUAUUUGAAAUUUAUUGAAUUUGCUGAAGAUUUGAGUGUUUUAUGGAUUGAUUCAGUGAGUUUUUUGGAUUACGUGGCAGUUUUUUAAAAAUUGAAUUUUCCAGAAAUAUUUUCCCUUCGACAAAACGAAUAUAAAACAUUUAAAAUCAUUGAAUGAUAUAGAAGUUAAUGGAUAUUCGAAAGAUUUGGUGAAAUGUGGAUUUAUGGAUGUUUCACAAUUAUUUGAAGUGAAAAAACGUGUAAAAAUCCAUGGAAUCUACCUAAAACCUGAAGAAAUUUCGCGUUUAAAAGCUGGCAAAAUAUAUUUAUCAUCUCCGAAAUAUUCAUCAAAAGAUGUGAAUUUUUAUCUGAAUUUGCUGUUGCUGGCGAAGGAAAAUCGAGUUGGCUGGAAAAUUUUGGAGUUGGAAAAUCCCGAAGAAUUUGAUGAUGUUUCGAGUUGUUUCGGGGAUUUGCCGAUUAUUGAGAAUUAUGUGACGCAUUUUAAAUAUUUGGAAACUUUCAAUGAGUUGCUCGAAGUUUGUGUGAAGCCAAAUACUUUUUGGAUAAGGAAAGGAAAACAAAAUUAUUUGUAA
Caenorhabditis angaria is the source of this 979-nucleotide messenger RNA. The record is from the annotation of a GenBank genome assembly. NCBI's taxonomy places the organism in Eukaryota, Metazoa, Nematoda, Chromadorea, Rhabditida, Rhabditidae.